CUAAGGUUUUGACGAUGUAAACUAAGCCUUUACUGCGUGCCGACGGUACCGAUAAGUGCCAAAAAGUGUAUUUUUAUAUUAUACGCAUGAUGAAUCUCGCUGUUGUUUACCGGCUUUUUCAGAAAAACUCGAUAAUAUCGACUCGAUAUAUGAUACAAACAAAAGAAUACACUGCAGGACCAGUGAUCCGACCAGGAGUAAAGAAAUUAAAGAAGACGUUAGUCGCUGUAGAAAAGAAAGUAUUACCCGUUGAAACGGAUGUUGACAGAUUGUUAACUCAUGUAUGCGGUACAAAUAUCUACAAGGAAGGAGGUGAAGAUGUCAAGUUAAAGCCAGAUUUUGAAUAUCCUAGUUGGUUAUGGAAUAUUAGAACUGGCUCUCCACCAUGUUUGGAAGAGAUGGAUCCAAAUACAAAACAGUAUUGGAGAAGAUUACGAUUGCUUGGAAUAAGAAAUACUAAAAAAGAAAGAACAACUAGAAAAUUUUAAUUUAUUUUUAUUUAAAAAAUUACGUAAAGUUGCACGUGUGCACAAUUGUUGAUUUAAUGUAUUUGACUUUUUUUUGUAAAAUUCUAAAAAUUAUUACUUGUACAUUGUAAAUUUAUAUAAAAGUUAAAGUAGAAAAUAAAAAUGGAUAAAAUGGGUAAAAUAAUUAUUUGUAAACACAGUUGUCUUGAAAAACAUUUUUCCGACGAAUCGUAACCGUAUCAUUAUCAUAUAUUACUUAUCUUAUUUAUCGUUGCAAUCAGUAAGGACUAAAAAAAUAAGAUUAGAAUAGUUUAUUUUCUAGAUUAAAGCGAUAAGCGUCUUUCUUAAAUACAGUGUAGUAUUCAGUGAUUAGAAAUGUUUGUUAUUAAUGAUAAAUUGGAUAUUGGUACUGCUAUUCCUGAUAUCCCGCAUCAAUACAUUCAAGUAUCACAAUUUGUGUCACUUAAGCUAUGUUUCCAGUAUACGCUGUCAAUGCUAAAAUCUAUAGUGUAUUAACGCUCAAAAUUAUUUGCUUACUUUGUCUUAAAUAAAUAAUGAAAAUUUU
This is a messenger RNA of Monomorium pharaonis (pharaoh ant), 1032 nucleotides long. RefSeq names its product 39S ribosomal protein L54, mitochondrial (gene mRpL54). Gene Ontology annotation, molecular function: structural constituent of ribosome. The transcript is spliced from 2 exons. Bases 87 to 488 code for a protein of 133 amino acids. NCBI's taxonomy places the organism in Eukaryota, Metazoa, Arthropoda, Insecta, Hymenoptera, Formicidae. Gene Ontology annotation, cellular component: mitochondrial large ribosomal subunit. The record is from RefSeq and is a predicted model, not a curated record.